This is a messenger RNA of Pterocles gutturalis (yellow-throated sandgrouse), 970 nucleotides long. RefSeq names its product family with sequence similarity 20, member C (gene FAM20C). The annotation marks the transcript as partial. Gene Ontology annotation, biological process: protein phosphorylation. Gene Ontology annotation, cellular component: Golgi apparatus. The record is from RefSeq and is a predicted model, not a curated record. NCBI's taxonomy places the organism in Eukaryota, Metazoa, Chordata, Aves, Pterocliformes, Pteroclidae. Gene Ontology annotation, molecular function: protein serine/threonine kinase activity. The transcript is spliced from 7 exons.
ACAAACCAGAGAACAAGAAACCCCGCCUGACUUUUUUUAUUUCUCAGACUAUGAAAGGCAUAAUGCAGAAAUAGCAGCAUUUCAUUUGGACAGGAUCCUGGAUUUCCGUCGCGUGCCACCAGUUGCAGGUAGACUGGUUAACAUGACAAGGGAAAUACGAGAUGUUACUCGUGACAAGAAACUGUGGAGAACAUUUUUCAUCUCACCAGCCAACAACAUCUGCUUCUACGGGGAAUGCUCCUACUACUGCUCGACUGAGCAUGCCCUGUGUGGAAAACCAGACCAGAUCGAAGGGUCUCUGGCUGCUUUCCUGCCCGAUUUGUCUUUAGCCAAAAGGAAAACCUGGAGAAACCCUUGGAGACGUUCCUACCACAAGCGCAAGAAAGCAGAAUGGGAAGUUGAUCCAGAUUAUUGUGAAGAGGUUAAACAAACACCUCCAUAUGACAGUGGGACCAGAAUUCUGGAUAUAAUGGAUAUGACAGUUUUUGAUUUCCUAAUGGGUAACAUGGAUCGACAUCAUUAUGAAACCUUUGAGAAGUUUGGAAAUGAAACAUUUAUUAUCCAUUUAGAUAAUGGAAGAGGAUUUGGAAAAUAUUCCCAUGACGAACUUUCCAUAUUGGUGCCUUUAAACCAGUGCUGCAGAAUAAGGAAGUCUACCUAUCUGCGAUUACAGUUGUUAGCCAAGGAAGAAUACAAACUCAGUGUCUUGAUGAAGGAAUCUUUACUAAAAGAUAAAAUAGCUCCUAUUCUCUACCAGCCUCACUUGGAGGCGAUGGACAGGCGGCUGCGGAUUGUCCUCAAGGCUAUUAGUGACUGUAUAGAAAAGGAUGGUUAUAUCAAUGUGGUUGAAAAUGACUUUAACACUGAUGUUAACACUGUUACGACCGAGAGGUAGUGAAAUCGCGAGACUACGUUUUUACCAGCCAAGUAAAGAAGAUUCAAUGAGGAGGAAAAGAAAAAAAAAAAAAAA